Molecule: messenger RNA, 1083 nt
Organism: Pestalotiopsis fici W106-1
Lineage: Eukaryota; Fungi; Ascomycota; Sordariomycetes; Amphisphaeriales; Sporocadaceae
Exons: 1
Coding region: 1-1083 (360 amino acids)
Source: RefSeq, a predicted model, not a curated record
AUGUCGCAGACUGCCAUACUAAAGUUGCCCGUCACUAGGUGCCACUCUUGCACCGAAAGUGAUUACUGCGCAAGUUGCCGGGAAAGCAACAUUACCAAGCUGAGAAGGCGCUGGGUAUCCUUUGAACGGUCUGACGAUUUUGACAAGGACGUCUUCAAGCGUCUCUUCGUGCUGCGAUAUGGCCGCGAGGCAGUGGGCACGGCUUUGUGGCACAAAUACUUUACCGGGUUUUCGCACUCGAUGAAGUGGCAAAAGGAGUCACUCGGGAAUUAUAUUGAUGCCAUAUGCCAGGGCAAACUAGAGCAAAUGUCGCUGUCAUCGACCUAUAUUCCAAACGACGCACUUUCACAGCUUUCCACAGAUGAGUUGCUGGGACGGUGCAACGAGCUUACUCGGCAGCUGCAAAAGAUACACGCUGAGUUGGCUGCACGGCAAUAUGCUGAGGCAUUAGUAGACUCCGACGAAGAAUCAGUAUAUUCGGACGUUGAGUUCGAGGAAUGCUCCAUCAGCCCUAAGCAGAUCACUCCCUUACCUGCCACUCAAUCAUUGACUCCCCCUACUUCGCAGCCUCCAAGUAGCAUCCCUGAAGAUCAGCAACUCCGAGAUACUAUACUCAUGCACUGGAGAGAAGACGAGAAUCCGCAGGUGGCAAAAUUCGUUCGGCUGUCACUGCAUAAGCCUAGAUUCCUUGUUGUAUUGCUGGAACUCGCAAGGUACUACACGUGGAAUCAAACAGCACGAAUGGUCAACUACGUUAUCAUAGAGCGUGUUCGUCAUUUCAAAAACUCAUCAGACAAGGAUCGGUAUCCCAAGUUGGAUGACUGGCAGAGAGUCUUGAGGAUCUGCAAAAACCUGGGGUUCCCCGCCCUUGAUCCAGAAAAGCUGCUGGAAAAUGACUUGUUGGUCACGAACUUUCGAAUUACGGAUAAAGGUCUUGUAAAAGAGGGAAACUCUUUUCACCCCAAUGCCGACCAGUUGGGAAUGUGCAUCGAACGAGGCCCAUCUUGCCAGCCGUCGCGCGUAGGCCCGCACAUUUUUACGCGAGAAUACAUGAUGAGGUGUUCAAAACAAAACAAUCCAUGA